AUGAGCACUGCGGCAACUCAGCGCCUCGUUUCCAAACGUCAAACUCUGGACGAAGCCUACGCGCCACCGGCCAACUUCUUGGAGAUCGAGGUCGUGAAUCCGAUCACACAUGGCGUCGGAAAGAACCGAUAUACGGAUUACGAAGUCCGCUUGAGAGUAGGUUCAGUUGUAGUUAUGUUAUUCUUGUUUAGACGAACCUUCCGGUGUUCAAACAUAAAGAAUCAACUGUGCGACGAAGAUAUUCAGAGUUUGAGUGGUUGAGGAACGAGUUGGAGAGAGAUAGCAAGGUAAGAACGUUCUUUAAGGUUAUGUUAUGCAAGUUUCGUCAAUUAUUGUUGCAAUGUUGAGUAAUAGUCGAAUUUUUUGCGAGUUUCGUAUAAGAUUUUGAUUGUUUUUCAUCAAAUUUUGUUUAAAAAACAGUUUUUUCAAAUUUUGACUAUAGAAAAUAGUUUAAUUUUGUCAUUAAAACCUUUGUUUAAUCAAUUACAACAUAAUCUAUUGUUAACAGACAUAUUUUUACUGUAUUAAAGGGCUUUUUAAGUGAAAGUCAUUUAUUAUCAUAAUCAUGCAUAAUAAUUUUAUUAUUUGCAGAUCAUCGUGCCUCCACUCCCAGGAAAAGCCUUGAAACGACAACUUCCCUUCAGAUCUGACGAUGGUAUAUUCGAAGAAGGCUUUAUCGAGGACAGGCGGAAAGGAUUGGAACAGUUUUUAAAUAAGUACGUUUUAAAACUGAUAUCUUACUAUAAUAAGGUCAAAAAACAGCGCAAAAGACGUUAUUUUGAAUUUUAUAUUUGAUCAGUUUGUUAUUUUUGUUUCAAUGUUAUUUUAUAAUUAACAAUAGGUAAUUAGUGUUUGAUGAAAAAACUACCAAACACUGAUAUGUUUAAUAUUAAUAAUCCCUCGCUUUCAGAGUCGCCGGUCACCCUUUGGCUCAAAACGAAAAGUCCCUCCACAUCUUCCUCCAGUACAAUGAGAUUGACAAGAACUACGUACCUGGUCGGAUUCGCACCGUCUAA
This is a messenger RNA of Bursaphelenchus okinawaensis, 1016 nucleotides long. The record is from the annotation of a GenBank genome assembly. NCBI's taxonomy places the organism in Eukaryota, Metazoa, Nematoda, Chromadorea, Rhabditida, Aphelenchoididae.